Messenger RNA from Anarrhichthys ocellatus (wolf-eel), 1538 nucleotides. It is a transcript of the gene tymp, whose product is annotated as thymidine phosphorylase. Gene Ontology annotation, cellular component: cytosol. Gene Ontology annotation, biological process: pyrimidine nucleobase metabolic process; pyrimidine nucleoside metabolic process. The record is from RefSeq and is a predicted model, not a curated record. The transcript is spliced from 10 exons. Bases 40 to 1383 code for a protein of 447 amino acids. Gene Ontology annotation, molecular function: 1,4-alpha-oligoglucan phosphorylase activity; pyrimidine-nucleoside phosphorylase activity. Lineage: Eukaryota; Metazoa; Chordata; Actinopteri; Perciformes; Anarhichadidae.
CGCACCUAAGUCUGCAGGUCAACACCAGAACAGGUCGACAUGACGUCCAUCCCAGAUCUGAUCAAGAAGAAGAGAGACGGAGGAGUGCUGAGCGACGAAGAGAUCAAAACCUUCAUCCACGCCGUCACCAACAGAACGAUAGAAGAAUGUCAGACAGGGGCCAUGCUGAUGGCUAUCUGGCAGAAGGGGAUGGUCCAAGAGGAGAUCGAGACCCUGACCAGGGAGAUGAUGUCAUCGGGGGAAGUGAUGUCAUGGCCGAAGGAGUGGGCGGGGCUGAUGGUUGACAAACACUCAACGGGAGGAGUGGGGGAUAAAGUCAGUCUGGUGUUAGCGCCGGCGCUAGCUGCCUGUGGCUGCAAGGUGCCGAUGAUCAGUGGGCGGGGCUUGGCUCACACGGGAGGAACUCUGGAUAAACUGGAAUCGAUUCCGGGAUUCAACGUCCACCAAUCAGCAGCUCAGAUCCUGGAGAUCCUGCGCUCAGUGGGCUGUUGCAUUGUGGGUCAGACGGAGACGUUGGUUCCUGCAGAUCGAGUCCUGUACGCUCUGCGGGACGUGACCAGCACCGUGGACAGCCUCCCACUGAUCGCUGGCUCCAUCGUCUCAAAGAAAGGAGCCGAGUCUCUGCGCGCUCUGGUGCUGGACGUCAAGUUUGGACGAGCGGCUCUUUACAAAGACCUGCACAGCGCUAAAGAACUCGCACAGUUAUUAGUGCGUGUGGGGAACGGGCUGGGCAUGCGUACGGGGGCCAUCCUCAGCAGGAUGGACGCCACGAUUGGUGGAUGUGUGGGCAACAGUCUGGAGGUGAUCGAGUCUCUGGAGACGCUGAAGGGGAAAGGACCCGACGACCUGAUGGAGCUGGUCACCACUCUGGGCAGCCUGCUGCUGAAGAUGACUGGCUCGGUGUCCGACCUAUCAGAGGGCAGAAGGCGGAUUUCUGACGCUGUGAUUGGUGGAGCUGCUCUGUCCAAAUUCCAGGCCAUGAUGGAGGCUCAGGGCGUGGCCAAUGAGACGGCUCGGUCGCUGUGCUCCGCCCACACAGAUUACUACAGCGUGCUGAGAAAGUCUGAGCAUCAGAUGGAACUGAAGACGCCUGCAGACGGUGUCGUCGUGGAUGUCGGAGGUUUGACGUUAGCGGAAGUUCUUCAUAAAUUGGGGGCGGGACGAUCGAAAGCCGGAGGACCUGUCAAUCACAGCGUAGGGGUGGAGCUACUGGUGUCGCUGGGUCAGAGGGUCAGGAAAGGUGACUCCUGGCUGCGGCUCCAUUAUGAGGAUCCGGCUCCGAGUCCAGACCAGAUCCAUGGACUGCAGAGCGCUCUGACUCUGGGAACACGUGACACCACACAAACACGGACUCUAGUGGAAGAAGUGCUGCUGCCUCAGUGACACCGUUUAAUACUUUUAUUCAUCAAGUUCAAGUCCUGACUUCUAAACUCUACUUCAAUAAAAGUGCAACGUAUCAGCGAGCGAUGUGCUCCUGCAGAAUCAUGACCCGCUUCAGAAUAUAUAUAUAUCAUAUUGUAUUAUAAUCAUUGAUGCAU